GAAAACCCCGUAUAAAGGAGAAUGAAUCCUUUGACAAAAAUUAGAGCGAUUGAAAAGCUCAAGAAAUCUGAGAUAGAGGCUGGAAUUGAGGACUCUGCAGGGUCAUGGCACAACGACUACAAAGACAGUGCAUAUAUCUUUGUUGGAGGCCUCGACUAUGAGUUGACAGAAGGUGAUUUAUUAGCCGUGUUUUCACAAUAUGGAGAGAUUGUAAGUACCAAUUUGGUUCGUGACAAAGCAACAGGCAAAUCAAAGGGCUUCUGCUUUCUGGCAUAUGAAGAUCAACGCAGCACUAUUCUAGCUGUUGAUAACUUCAAUGGCAUACAGUUGUGUGGUCGAACCAUCAGAGUUGAUCAUGUCGCAGACUACAAGGCACCCAAACUGAAAGAGGGUGAGGAACGGAAGGAUGAAGACUGUGCACCUCAAAUUCCAUCACCAAAACAUCAACCAGCCAAAAUUCCCACUGAUCAAGGACAUGAAGAUGAAGAUCGUAGGGCUAGAAAGAAAGCAAAGAAGGCCAAGAAGAUGAAGAAGGAAGAGAAAGCAAGGAGCAAACUUGGACUAAAGACUGAAACAAACAGACGUUCAAUAGGAAUAAAAGGUAGUAGUAUUGAUAGGAGUGAGAGAGGAAGGUUACUGGAACAAAGGUAUAGCAUGGGUGAGACUUCAGGCAGUUAUGGAAAAGGCAGUAAACCAGCAAAGAAACAAGACAAUGAGAACCCAUCACGGAGAGAUGAGAGAUUUCAAAAUAGAGAACAGGGAAGAACAGACAAUGGAAAAGACAGAGGGCGACCCUUGGAUCGAGAGGGAAUGUCCACUUCGGAAAGAUAUCGUGAAAGAAGAUUAGAUGAAACAAACAGAAUGGGUCGUGAUAGACACAGAAGCAGGUCAAGGUCAAGAGAAAGGGUGAGUAGAAACAGAUGAUUUAAACAAGAGCUUUUCCAAAUGUUACACAAUGGAGACUGCAGCAACCUUAUUUUUCUGCUAGUGUUCUCUGUUGAUGACUUAUUACUGUUGUAGCCGUUAUUUACCAGUUAUUAGUGUUUGACCUGUUUAACUGAGUGUUGACAGUAGAGUCUUCAAUCCCAUUGCAGGUGGUAGUUUCUGUUGGUGUAAAUAGAGCUGUGGUGUACACAAAAUGUGCUAUUGAGUUUCCUGUAAGUGCAAGUAACGCCUUGAGUGACUGCCUUCUGCUACUAAUAUAGACCACACAGAGAGAGUUCUGUGAUGAAGCUAUUACUGUAGACUUGCACCUGGUGAAGUGAUGAACUCAAAGCAAUAGAAGCUGUUUUAUACCUGAACAUGUAUCUCGAUCACCAAGUAUCUCAUCUGUGUAUCUGUUUCUUACAAGUUGCAUAGCACAAGUACUGGUUUAUGUCAGGAAAACUAUAGAGAGAGUCAGUGGAAUUGUCUACCAUUAUAUGUAGCGAGGUAGUUGCUAGAGACUGAGGUCAAGCUUAUUAAUACUGAAGUGUUUAGUGGAGGCAUUGCCAUCUGAGAUGCAAGGGUUAUUCUUAAUUAAAUGAAGAGAUUCUAUUCGUAGACAAUGAAGAAAGCUGAGCUCUUGGCAGAACCACCAAGAAAUCAUAUGUCUGUGAUUAUGUAUGUAUUUCAGGUUGGUUGACUAAACUGUUUUAUAUAAGAAUCAGAAGAAGUCUUUGUAUGGUACAUAUCUAGACACUGACUCAUUGCAUUUUUUCUAACAAGGGUUACUUUUACAAAGAGAAGGUUAGUUGGUGCACAUCUAUUUGUGGCUUCUCUUCAUCGUGACUGCAGCAUGAUUUUACUGUAUA
This is a messenger RNA of Corticium candelabrum, 1793 nucleotides long. Its product is annotated as RNA-binding motif protein, X-linked 2-like. Gene Ontology annotation, molecular function: RNA binding. The transcript is spliced from 6 exons. Gene Ontology annotation, cellular component: U2 snRNP; precatalytic spliceosome; catalytic step 2 spliceosome. Gene Ontology annotation, biological process: mRNA splicing, via spliceosome. The coding region runs from base 22 to 924 and encodes 300 amino acids. The record is from RefSeq and is a predicted model, not a curated record. NCBI's taxonomy places the organism in Eukaryota, Metazoa, Porifera, Homoscleromorpha, Homosclerophorida, Plakinidae.